AAGAGAAACCAGUCCCACUACAAUCACACCAUUCAGGCGAAUCAGGUGAUUUCUCUUUUCACAGCAGUUCUGAUUAAACAUCAUGGCAUGCGCUUUUGGAGACAUUAUGAAAAUAGACACCACUGGGGCAUCAGAUGUGACAGCAAGACAGGACAGUUUACAUGUUAAGGUCAAAGGGGUUGAAGCCUCCAAAAAACUGGCUGAGCACGAUCUGGCCCGUAUGGACAAAUACAAGAGUAUAAUCACCAAAGUUGGCAGAGCAAAGAAAAUGAACCCAGCCGUGAUUGCUGCCAUCAUAUCCAGAGAGUCGAGAGCUGGAUCCAUUCUAAAAAAUGGGUGGGGUGAUCAUGGCAAUGGCUUUGGCCUCAUGCAGGUUGACAAACGCUUCCACGCUUUAGUAGGUGCAUGGGACAGUGAGAAGCAUGUUGAACAAGGAACUGACAUACUGAUUGACUUUAUUAAAAGAAUACAAGCUAAAUUUCCCCAGUGGUCUGAAGAACAGUGUUUUAAAGGGGGAAUCUCAGCCUACAAUGCAGGUGUGGGGAAUGUCCAGUCAUAUGAGCGUAUGGACGUUGGUACAACAGGAGAUGACUAUGCCAAUGAUGUUGUUGCCAGAGCCCAGUGGUUCAAAAGCAAAGGUUACUAAAGAACAGCAUUUAUUGUGUAACUCUUACAUUAACCUAUGUGAAACUAAUCAACUGGUAGAAGAAAAAACAACACGGUUUGAAGGAAAUUACAAUAUUGGGAAGAAUAUUUCAAUAUAGAUUAAGAUAUGGAUUUAGGUUUAUAGAUUACUGAUACAAUCUUUCCAUUUUAAAAUGUUGGGAUGUUUUAAAAAUAGUUUGUUCUUUAGCUUUUGCUUCUCUAUCUUCUGUAUCCAGCAACUAUUAGUUAAUGCUAAAUUAUGCAUUAGCCUAUCUAUGAUGAUGAUGAUGAUGAUGAUGAUGAUGAGAUGAAAUAAAACACAAUUAUU
Molecule: messenger RNA, 973 nt
Organism: Xyrauchen texanus (razorback sucker)
Lineage: Eukaryota; Metazoa; Chordata; Actinopteri; Cypriniformes; Catostomidae
Product: lysozyme g-like
Exons: 5
Coding region: 83-646 (187 amino acids)
Biological process (GO): peptidoglycan catabolic process; defense response to Gram-positive bacterium
Cellular component (GO): extracellular region
Molecular function (GO): lysozyme activity
Source: RefSeq, a predicted model, not a curated record